ACGUCAUGCGCAAACCUACGCGUUCUCGUUUGUGAUUGGUCCGGACGUUAACUCCUUUACGGCCGCGCGCACCGCCCCGUCCCUCUCGUGCUGAAGAAGCAGACAUGGAGACAGCUGGAAAAGUCAUCAAGUGCAAGGCAGCUGUUGCCUGGGAAGCUGGCAAGCCUCUUUCCAUUGAAGAAGUGGAGGUGGCCCCACCUAAGGCCAAUGAAGUUCGCAUCAAGAUCUUUGCUACAGGGGUGUGUCAUACAGACGCCUACACUCUGAGUGGCAGCGACCCCGAGGGACUGUUCCCUGUUAUCUUGGGCCACGAGGGGGCUGGGACCGUUGAGAGCAUCGGCGAGGGUGUCACCAAGUUCAAGCCAGGUGAUACUGUCGUGCCUUUGUAUGUACCACAGUGUGGUGAAUGCAAGUUCUGCAAAAAUCCCAAGACCAACCUCUGCCAGAAAAUUAGAGUAACCCAGGGCAGGGGCCUGCUCCCUGAUGGGACAUCACGCUUCACUUGCAAGGGAAAGGAAGUGUUUCACUUCAUGGGGACGAGCACCUUCUCGGAGUACACCGUAGUGGCUGACAUCUCUCUGGCCAAGGUGAACGAGAACGCCCCACUGGAUAAAGUGUGCCUUCUCGGAUGUGGCAUUUCCACGGGUUACGGCGCCGCUCUUAACACCGCCAAGGUCGAGCCUGGUUCUACAUGUGCUGUAUUUGGCCUUGGAGCUGUUGGCUUGGCUGUUAUUAUGGGCUGCAAGGUUGCUGGCGCAACCAGGAUCAUUGGUGUGGACAUCAAUCCUGACAAGUUUGAGAAAGCUAAGUUCUUUGGAGCCACUGAGUUUGUGAACCCCAAGGACCAUGCCAAGCCCAUCCAGGAGGUUCUGGUGGAGAUGACUGACGGCGGCGUGGACUAUUCUUUUGAGUGCAUUGGAAAUGUGCAAAUCAUGAGAGCCGCUCUGGAGGCAUGCCAUAAAGGAUGGGGUGAGAGUGUCAUCAUCGGGGUAGCCGGAGCUGGGCAGGAGAUCUCGACCAGACCAUUCCAGCUGGUGACAGGCCGAGUGUGGAAAGGCACAGCCUUCGGAGGGUGGAAGAGUGUGGAGAGCGUUCCUAAGCUGGUGGAAGACUACAUGAAUAAGAAGCUGAUGGUGGAUGAGUUUGUGACCCACACCCUGCCCUUUGACAAAAUCAAUGAGGGAUUCGACCUCAUGCAUGCUGGGAAGAGUAUCCGCACAGUGCUGACUUUCUAAAGUGCCUGGAACGUCCUUCACACCCAGCCUCUAAACAGCCUCCUUCCAUAGUUGCAGCACUUAAUGUACUUCUCUGCACUUGUUCACUUGUUUUGAUGACAUAACUUUCAGUGUUCGAACAUUUAUUUCUCGACAACACCUGUUUGUACUGUGUCAUUAAAGUGCGUUGAAAAGCCACUUA
Messenger RNA from Larimichthys crocea (large yellow croaker), 1416 nucleotides. Its product is annotated as alcohol dehydrogenase class-3. Gene Ontology annotation, biological process: formaldehyde catabolic process. Gene Ontology annotation, cellular component: cytosol. The transcript has 9 exons. The record is from RefSeq and is a predicted model, not a curated record. Lineage: Eukaryota; Metazoa; Chordata; Actinopteri; Sciaenidae. Bases 105 to 1235 code for a protein of 376 amino acids. Gene Ontology annotation, molecular function: alcohol dehydrogenase (NAD+) activity; S-(hydroxymethyl)glutathione dehydrogenase [NAD(P)+] activity; zinc ion binding.